AUGGAGUACCAUUCUGUCCCUCUGGAGGAGCGCGCGAAAGACGACAAGGGGAAUAUUCUCCCCUGGGGUUAUGUUUAUAAAGAUGAAUCUCGCAACCCACGACGACCGCCCGAGGAAUCAGGACCCUUCGGCAAGCGAAGAAAUGCCCGCUACGAGCAGUCCCGAUCACGCACUCGCACUGGAACCCCGGCAAAGAAGGAGAACCAGAAUGUGGCAGAGUUUGGCCGGCUGUUCGCGCAGCAGCAGGAGCAAGAAACAUCACGGAACACGCUUCCCAAGUCAUCGUCGUCAUCGAACCUCGACAAUGUCAGGAAGCAGACGGAAAAAGUUGCGACGGAGUGCAUUUUAUACGGAUAUAGGGAUAAGGAUUCGGAAUGGAAGGUGAUCGAUAAGUUCGAGCGGAUUUCUCGAGGCGUGAUCUGUGAAGACUACCCAAGGAACGACCCGAAGACCAAUGCUGGGUACUCUCAGAUUCUUAGUGGUGGUGAUGUGGUGAUUCGGGCCAAUCUGUCUGCGGAUGCGAACCGCAAGUCGAAGCGAUAUGCGGGUGGAUUUCAUUGGAUUAAAGUUACGUUCGAUUCUUCGAAUGCGGCGGACCGCGCCUGCUUCUACUCGCCGCAGGAGAUUGACGGACAUAUUGUUUUCUGUGAGAUGUAUCAUGGGCAAGGACCUGCGGAGGAUAUCCCAAUCCCUCGGGGCUCGACGGAGGCGAACCGAUUCAUGUCAAACAACAAGCGCACAUUGAGCACAUCUCACUCAACAGCGUUCCUCCAGAACAAGGACAAGGAGCGCACAUCAUCAUUAAAGGGCGGGGAACGCGCAACAUUACCCCGAUCAUUUGGCAUAAAUAACCUCGCCAGCAUCGCCGAUGAGGAGAUAACAUCCCAAGAGUCAACAAGCACAGUCAGCUCCGCAACCGCCACAGGCAUCGAACAACCCAUCGCCCACCAGCGAAAUGUCCCCAAGGAACCGCCCACCCCGUCCGAAUUCAUGUCGCAUGUCCCGACCGUACGUCGAACAAAACUGCGGCCAAUUACCGAAGCCCUCCCGCCCGCUCCAACGGUCACUGAGCGCGUGCUCCGCUCAAUCCCAAUUCUUAGCUGGUUCACAGGCGACAUUGUCGGCGAUGGCCCGCAACUGCGGGAAGAUGGAACCUUUGACUACGACAAGUCCAAUGUGUACUGGCGGUUCUGGUACAUGGUCGACAUGAUUUUGGGAACGGACAUUUGCGGGUUGAGGGAAGAGUCGUGA
Aspergillus puulaauensis is the source of this 1251-nucleotide messenger RNA. RefSeq lists its product as uncharacterized. The record is from RefSeq and is a predicted model, not a curated record. The transcript is spliced from 2 exons. The coding region runs from base 1 to 1251 and encodes 416 amino acids. Lineage: Eukaryota; Fungi; Ascomycota; Eurotiomycetes; Eurotiales; Aspergillaceae.